AACCUACCUUUGCCCAAACCCCUUCCAACCUCAUCCUCGUCCCCACCUUCCUUUCUUCUGCAUCCAUGGAGAAGAUCAAAGAGAAACUCUCGUCUUUGCGCACCGAAGCCGACAAUGCCGUGGCUCGCGCAGAGGACGCAGAAGCGAAGAAUAAGAAGUUAGAGCAGGCGAUCCUCGAGAAAGACCAAGAAAUUGUGUCUUUGCAACACAAGCUAACCAUUCUUGAUGGCGAGCUUGAGAAGGCUGAGGCCAAGUUGAGCGAGGCGAAGAUCUCCCAGGAGGAGGGCGAGCAGAGCAAGACCACGAUGGAGAGUCUGCAACGAAAGAUCCAGUUACUCGAGGAGGAGCUCGAUGCUGAAGAGAAAAACGCGAAGGAGAAGGUAGAGAAGCUUCGACAGGUUGAUGUCAAGGCAGAACAUUUCGAACGGCAGUUACAGCGCGCUGAGCAGGAACGGGACCAGUGGGAGAAGAAAUACGAGGAAGCACAAGAGAAAUACCGCACAUCGAAAGCUGAGCUCGACGAACUUGUGCAGAACAUGGAAGGUCUUUAGACUCAUCGAUAUCCUCUAUCUCGCUACCCUUUCCAUCACCCAUGUUAUGCAUUGUGAUGUACGUUCCAUUUUAUGCUUGUGCUGCUCUGCUCUUGAUUACACCCUGCAUCAUUUAACUCCUUACUAGCUCACAUAAUUCCUCCACCUUUUAGCGACGAACCGGAGGAAUGAAGUAAAUGAAAAUUACCUGAAUAUGUCUAAAAUAUCCAUCGAGCAAACAAGAUCAUUGACCAUC
Heterobasidion irregulare TC 32-1 is the source of this 786-nucleotide messenger RNA. RefSeq lists its product as uncharacterized. NCBI's taxonomy places the organism in Eukaryota, Fungi, Basidiomycota, Agaricomycetes, Russulales, Bondarzewiaceae. The record is from RefSeq and is a predicted model, not a curated record. The transcript is spliced from 4 exons. Bases 66 to 551 code for a protein of 161 amino acids.